This is a messenger RNA of Peronospora belbahrii, 954 nucleotides long. The record is from the annotation of a GenBank genome assembly. Lineage: Eukaryota; Oomycota; Peronosporomycetes; Peronosporales; Peronosporaceae.
AUGGACGCUAAACAGACUGCACUAAAAAUAAGCUACAAGGGAGAACUGCAUCGUCUGCGUGUGGAUCUCAGCACGUUUUCGCUAGAGACAUUGACGGCAUUGUUUGUGGAGACGUUUCACCUCGCGCCUGGUAGCUUUGUGGUGCAGUACACGGACCUUGAAGGUGACUGUUUGAACGUGUCGUCGCAGGCUGAGUAUGAGGAAGCGUGCCGUGUACUGUUGGCGGACGGCAAGAGCUCCAAAUCGCUGCGUUUUGAGGCGGUGAGUCGCACUGCCAUUGUGUUUCAGGAGAACGUGGCCGACCCGAUUCUUAAGGCUAUUGAGAAGCUUGUGGAGACGCUGAACGUGGCCAUGGAGAAGGUGAAGCACGAACAGUGGGCCGAGAAGGCGCAGCAGACGGCGCAGACUGGUCUUAACCAGACCAAUGAAGCGCUGAAGACUGUGGCGCAUGAUGCUUGCGAGUCGCUUCAUGCUGCGCGUCAGAGUAUCCAAGAGAUUCCAUUUGACCAGCUCAUGAAGGAGACGACGGAGGGCAUUAAGUGCGCUGCUGAGGGGAUCAGUGAGUUUGCGAAGGAGGUUGUGGGUGAGAUUAAGAACAUGAAGUUGCCACCUCUCCAGACGGAGGUUGCCCCCACCCCUGAUGUGCAGCCGAAACAGACAGAAGCUACGGUUGUUGAGGAGUCGGUCGAGGUUCCUCUUGCUGCCGCUAGUAGCGAUAGCGAGUGGGAGCAGGUGAUGGAGCAAGAGCAGACUCCUGCUGUCGUGGAAGAGGCUCCUGUCGUGGUUCCAUCUGCUGCCCCUGUCCUAACGGAGGAAGAGAUGAAGUGGUCGGCCGAGUUGUCGAUGGUGCGUGACAUCUUUCCUGGUGUGGAGACUGCUGUCGUCAUUGACCGUUUGGAGCAGUGCAACGGCAACGUGCAGGUUGUGUUGAAUGCUUUGAUGGAGGAGAUGUAA